Leishmania mexicana MHOM/GT/2001/U1103 is the source of this 552-nucleotide messenger RNA. RefSeq lists its product as hypothetical. The record is from RefSeq and is a predicted model, not a curated record. The transcript has a single exon. Gene Ontology annotation, biological process: cilium assembly. Gene Ontology annotation, cellular component: MKS complex. Lineage: Eukaryota; Euglenozoa; Kinetoplastea; Trypanosomatida; Trypanosomatidae. The coding region runs from base 1 to 552 and encodes 183 amino acids.
AUGUCGGAGCUGCACAUCGUCGGCGAGAUACAGUGCGGUCACGAUUUUGGCGACAGCAGCUACUUCUGCAGCUACGAGAUCAUAACGGGCUCGCAGUGGACCGCCGUCGAGGGGCGUACCUCCGGUUCAACACACGUGAUGCGUAGCGGCAGCGACGGCAUCCCGUGGAACUACCCCAUAGAUGUGCACUACAGCUUCAACGGCGUGCAGGGUUGGCCGAAGAUCGCGAUUCAAGUGUGGCAACUGGAUGACUACGGCUGCAAGGAUAUUGGUGGCUACGGCACCGCGUACUUUCCCAUGCCUGGCGUCGGGGAGCAGGAGCUGUGCCUGUCGACGUGGAGGCCGAAUUUGUGGAGCUCCAGCGCACUCGUGCGUUUGUGGCAGACGCUUCGCCUGUCCGUCAUGGGCGGCUACCCGGUGCUCCGCGACAACUCUCUCAUUGCCGACAACGAACAGCGUUUCAAGCUGCACACGGUGACAAGCGGCACCGUGAAGAUGUCCUUCACAGUGAUGGGACGUGGUAUGAGGCAGGCAGGUCUCAUUUACGCAUAA